This is a messenger RNA of Racocetra persica, 158 nucleotides long. The record is from the annotation of a GenBank genome assembly. Lineage: Eukaryota; Fungi; Glomeromycota; Glomeromycetes; Diversisporales; Gigasporaceae.
AUGUCGAGUACUCCAGCAAGCUUCAGCUAUCUUACCGCGUACGGUACGUCAAGAACUGGGCUUCCUCCUAGCCCACCAGAUAUCAAUUCCGCGCUUGAUGAGGAAGUCCGGUUAUACACUAAUAAUAAGGAUCGAGAAAAAUAUGAAAAUUUAGCAGA